Molecule: messenger RNA, 1119 nt
Organism: Stylonychia lemnae
Lineage: Eukaryota; Ciliophora; Spirotrichea; Sporadotrichida; Oxytrichidae
Source: the annotation of a GenBank genome assembly
AUGAAUUACAGUGCUUCCCCUACAUCUGGUUUAGACUAUGAUCCUAAUCCUUAAUUGGCAAUUGAUAGAGAAUUGAAUGAAAAUUACAUACCAAGAUAUUAAAGAUUCGCCCCGAGGUUUAAGCCAUACACACUUGAAGAUGUUGAGAUUGAAAGGAACUAAGUUUAUCCUUUCAAUAAACCAAAAGCUCCCAUUGAAAAUACUUAUAUCAACUAUCUUCCGCAUUAAAACCCUUACAAUAGUGUAGCUCAUUUCGAUCCUUUGUCUUACCAGGCUCCAUAUAAUGGUGCAAACUAUCCUUAUCCCUACUAAUCUUUAUUGCCUUAUGGAUAAUUUGCUCCUAAUGUAAUACCCUAGCAUUAUGUAGCUGCAGAAAAGUAGAAAUCAUUCCUAGACACAUUAAAACGUUAGUAACUAGAUUUAAAACUCAAAAUAGAAGUGGAAAAAUUAGAAUAAGCCAAAAAGAUCCUUGAAGCAGAAGUAUAUAGAGAUUUAAAGAAAAAAAUGAAAAAAGAAUAUAAGAGAUAGAAACGAGAUUUGAACGACAAAGAUGAUAUUGAGAUGAUGGAGGUUAUAAAAAAGCAUCAUGACCAUCUAUAAAAUUUAGGUGAAGGGAUUGAAGAUAAUCAUAUGUGGCUUUUGAUUCGAGAGAACGAUAUUUAGUAAAAGAAGGCUGAUUAGAUAGGCCUAGCUCAUGAAAUAAGAUAGACAAGAAUUGGUAAAGAGAGAGUUAAAUUUAUGAAAAAAGCAGAAGAGGAAAAAAUAAGGAAGAAGAUGGAGGAUAUUAGAAGGAAGUAAGAGGAAAUUCAAAGAAAGCUAAGAGAAGCAGCAGAGAAGGCUGAGGAAGAGUAACAAAUGCUGCUUGAAAAGAAAUAGAAUUAGAAGUAAAGGAAAAAGUAAAACAGAGAGAAUUUCUAGAAAUAGAUGCAACUACCAUCUAAUCCACUUCAUCAAACUCCUGGGUUGAGAUCUUCCUAGAGCCAAAAGCUAUUCACUGCAGCUUCAAAGAAGAGUGCGUAUGCUGGUAUAGAUCCACAUUAUGCACCUCAUCCUCAUUAUUAUCCCCCCUUUCCACUACCUGAUGAAGGACAGCAAUUUUAUUUUCCACCUCUAAGUUGA